AUGCAUAGUAAAACGCAAAAGAAAAUUAAGUCGAUUGAUGAAACGCAUGAAAAAAAUUUACAAAAUGAAAUAAAAAAAUGCUUGAAAACAUCAGAAAAAAUAGAUAAAAUUAUCAAAAGUAUUUAUAAAACCGUAGAACUUACAAAAAUGAAUGCUACAGAAGAAUUUAAAUCUUUUAUUGAACCUAAAACAAGUCUUGAUAGUUUGUCAGAGUUCUACGAAAUAUUUAUUAAAUGCGACGAUAAAUUGCAACAAAUUCGAGAAAAAGACAUUAAAAUACAAGAUAUUGAGCAAAUAAUCGAAAACUUAAAUGUGUGUAAUGAUCUAUACAACAUAAUCGAAGAUCUUAAAAACUUCGAGAAAGUUGUAAUUGUUCAAAAAUUACUAAGAGACACUAACCAGACACUUGAACCAAUGAUGAAUAAAAUUGAGGUUAUAUUUUUUCAGAAUUUAGGAAGAAAUCUUCAUGAUACUGUAAAUAUGAACAAAGUAGCUUUAUUUUUGAUUGAAAAGCGUGACACGAAAACAUUCCUUGGCAGAUAUUCCAAUGAAUUGUAUAGUAAAGUCAACUUCGACGAUAUUAAAUUUAAUAAAAAAAUGUUACUGCAACAGACAGGUAACAUCGAUAGAUACAUUUAUGACCUCAAUGUUUAUAAUAAAAAAAUUUUAGGAGAAACCACCGGAUCAGGUAUUAAUUUGGGGCUAAAUAAAAUAUUAAUUAUUAAUUUAACAAAAAUUAUAGGUGAUAUCCUACAAGUCAUAGAAAGAGAAGAAAAACUUGAGGAUGUUCCUUUUUUAAUGACCUUGAAUAAUCAUUUGAAACAUACAGAAGAAAAUAAAAUCAAAGAAAUAGAAUCUUUAUUCGUAUUUAAAGAUCCAAUUAAUAAAAUUAUUUGCAAUAUAUUUCUUGCAUAUACAAGCAAUGUUGAUAGACUUGACGCUCCAAAUAAGUUUUGUGAUGUAGAGAUAUUAGCAAUAAAUCUUAGAAGGGCAUUAGAUUCCCUUAAUUCUUAUAAAAUUCUAACAAAAAUAUUUUUAAAUACGUACGGGCCACUAUUUAAAAUAAAAACUUUGACUGAGUGUAAUGAUUACUUUACAAAACGACUUGUCUGUAAGAUCUUAAAAUUUAGUGAACCUAUGCCAAAUCUUAAAAAAUUUAUUUACUUGAUAAACAAUCUUUAUACAUUGCAAAAUUACAUAAGUGAAGAUUUAAAAUCUAAAAUUGGCACCUGUUCAGAUAAUCUUGUUAAAACUUUUAAUGAAGAAUUACAGAAAAGAAAUCAAGCAAAGCUUACUUCUUUUAUUGAUUUAAAUAUUAGUGCUUUUAAGAGCUAUUAUUUACCAGAUGAUAUAAGAAUAGGAGUAGUAUCCUUGCUUAAAAAAAGUAUAUGGGAAGAAAUUGGUAAAAAGGGAUAUGAAGGAGAUCUAGAAUCCUUAAACAGUACCAUAAAUGAGAUGUUUAUAGGAAAAUAA
Molecule: messenger RNA, 1473 nt
Organism: Vairimorpha ceranae
Lineage: Eukaryota; Fungi; Microsporidia; Nosematidae
Product: ubiquitin-protein ligase
Exons: 1
Coding region: 1-1473 (490 amino acids)
Source: RefSeq, a predicted model, not a curated record